GUUUGUUCCCUUGUUCAUCUCUGGGCUGUUGUACGUUUGCUGGUUUGUGAAACUGAACUCUUCUGUUUCUUAUGAUCAUACACAUAAAGAACUAUUUCAAAGAUUCGGUUUAAAAGAGAAAUUUUUCAUCAUGUUCCAAAUGUAACUGAUUGUCUUCAAGUAACAAGGAAAACAUAUCAUCUAGGUUUUUCACUAACAGCUGUGAGCAUGCUGUCCGCCUCUGCAGUAUUAUGUGGAUACAUUUUUUUUUUUUUCUUUUAAUUCUCGAACGUGUUCUGCUAUUUAUUCUUUGAAUCUGCUUUCAGCAUUUAUUGGUGGAAGUCAACUCUGAGUCUGUAUAAGUGACCGAUGCUACAGUGAGCUACUUACAAGAUUGUCUUCCUGUUACAAGCAUCCCAGGCACAAGUGUGAGCUGCUGAUAAGAACAGAUAACACAAGAGUCCCUCAAUAAUGUUUUAACACGCAAAAGUUUUUGACUUGUUGCAAGGGGAUUAUAGGACUAUGGGAGUAUGGGAGUUGCAUUUGUUUGAGUCCUAACUGCUUUCAUGAAGACUUAGAUUUGCUUUUUAAAACAAAAUGAGCUACCUUUCUACAUUCAGGGUCACAGUAACACCUCAGCAGCAUGGCACAGCUGACCAGCAAGAUGGCAGAGAGACAAUCACUGAAACAGGCUGUAACAGCCCUGGUCAAAAUGUGAUGAAGGGCUGUGGAGAGUCACCUGUAUUCUGCCAGCCACUUACUGACUGCUGUGUGGAUGAAGGAAAUAGCAUCAUCCUGCAGGCUAUGAUCCGUGGAAGUCCACCAAUGAGUGUUCGUUGGCUUCACAAUGGUGAACCUGUCCUUUUUGGCACCCGCACUUUCAGAGGAGGCAUUGCUCGGCUAAUCGUGAAAGAAUGCUUGCCAGAAGAUGCUGGAGUUUAUACUUGUAUGGCCAAGAAUGGUGUUGGAAAGGCUUCCAGCAGUGCAGCAGUAAUUGUGAGCGAUCUAGAAGCAAUUUAUAAGAGGAAGAGCUUAAUAGCUCCUGUGGGAAAUACCAACUGCACCAAAGCAACAAAUGUGAGAAAAACGGAGCUAGGCUACAGCUGUCAGGGCAGAGAAGGCAGCAAUACUGUGUUUACUGAUAGUACCAAGACAACUAAUGAGUCUGUCUCUGCUGGGGAUAACUCACCUAUAUUUCUGGAGUGCAGUAAGACAGUGAACGGAAGAAAUCCAGGACUGUAUCACAGCAGUCAGUCUAGUGGAGAGGAGUCGCCUGUGUUUGUUAGCAACAUCAAUGGAGGAGGAGACAAACUGAGCAAGAAUGGUUUCUCACCAGUGCCCACAUUGCCAGGUUCUGCUGUUCCUAAGAAGAAGCUGUCUUCUAAAUCAGGCAGCCCUCCAAAGUUGCUGAAUCCCCAGGCUCAUGUGGAAGUGAAGGUGGGAGAGAAUGCAGUACUGCGCUGUGAAAUUCUUGGCACACCACCCAUUGCCGUCUCUUGGUUAAAGCAGAAAAAACAGGUUGCAUGUGACCCAAAAACAACGGUGGAAACGACUGAAAGCAAGAGUAUACUGACAAUCAAGGAAGCGCAAGCAGAUGACUCAGGCUGCUAUACAUUCAUUGUGCGCGACAGACUGGGCAGUGCACAACAUCAGAUCAACCUUUCUGUUGUAGAUAAGCCCCAGCCUCCAUCAGGAAAGCCAUACGUGUCACAACUUCGUAAGGAUUCACUUACCUUGUCAUGGUCUGGCCCAUGUUAUGAUGGAGGUACUGCUGUUCAGUCCUAUAUUGUUGAAGUUCAGCGAUCCAAUGAAUCUGAGUGGAAAGUACUGACUCAUUCUUGCCUCAGUACUUCCUAUCGUGUGAAAAAUAACCUAGAACCAGACGGGAGUUAUAGAUUCCGGAUCCGUGCAGUAAAUCCACAAGGCUGCAGUGAGCCUAGCCAAGAGUCUGAUACAAUCAAAAUGGCAGAGUCAGAAGAUGAAAAAGAAGAGUUCCUAGAACAUGGCUGUGUCACCAUAAACACCAAAGACAAAUUUUCAGAUUUCUACAUACAACUUGAGAAACUUGGAGUAGGGAAGUUUGGCCAGGUUUACAAAGUGCAAGAAAAGUCUACAAGUAAGAUACGAGCUGCGAAGAUUUGCAAAACACGUCUAACAAAAGAUAGACAAGCUGUCCGUCAGGAGGUUGAAGUGAUGAACUGUUUGCAUCAUCCCAAGCUGGUACAGUGCAUUUCAGCCUUUGAGAGCAGAAUGGAAUUUGUCAUGGUGAUGGAAUACGUUGCAGGUGGAGAACUCUUUGAGCGAAUAGUCGAUGACAACUUUGAGCACACAGAACCCACCAGUGUGCAGUACAUGCAACAACUUCUUGAAGGGGUGAAGUACAUACAUCAGCAAGGGAUUGUCCAUCUUGAUCUCAAACCCGAAAACAUCAUGUGUGUCAACCGAACAGGAACUCUCAUCAAAAUUAUUGAUUUUGGAUUGGCACGGAAACUUGAUUCUAAAACAUCAUUGAAAGUUUUGCAAGGUACACCAGAGUUCGUUGCCCCAGAAGUGAUCGGCUUUGAGCCAGUUUGUUUCACAACAGACAUGUGGAGUGUUGGGGUAAUUUGCUAUAUCCUGCUAAGUGGAGAGUCACCUUUCCAAGGAAACAAUGAAGCAGAAACCCUUUCACUGGUCACUGCAGCUCAGUGGGAAUUUGAUGAUGAGACAUUUGCUGAGAUAUCAGAUAGUGCCAAGGAUUUCAUCCAGAAUUUGUUAAAUAAAGAUCCCAGACGUCGGCUAAGCAGUGAACAGGCAUACCAGCAUGCCUGGCUGAAGGUAAAAGACCAGGGAGCUUCCAAAGCACUAUCAAAAGAACGAAUGAAGAAAUACCUUGCAAGACAGAAAUGGCAGAAAACUGGGAAGGCAAUGUUAGCCCUGAAGAGGAUGGCGUUAUUGUCCAGCAGAACAGCUGCAUGUGCAUCCCCUACGGAUAUUCCGGAGAAUGAGGAGGAACUGAUGUCCUUGGAAGAGCAACUGCAGAGUAAACCCUAUUUCUCAAAGCUCGUAGCUGACUUGGAGGCUACAGAAGGCAGCACUGCAUGCUUGCAGUGUCAAAUCCAGGGUUAUCCUGAUGCCGAAGUUCUCUGGUACCACAACGACAUCCCCAUCAUUGAAUCACCGCGUCUGCAGAUUGAGUAUAUAGAAGAUGGAAGCUGUUUACUAAAGAUUGUUGAUGUCUGCCUCAAAGACUCUGGACUUUACACCUGUGAAGCAAACAACUCCGAAGGCAAAGCAACUUGCAGUGCCAGCCUUAAUGUUGUCAGAGCAGAUGGGAAUCAAGCUGGAUAGAGGAGCUUAGGGAAAGCUGGGAAUGUUCAAGUGGAUAUCUGGAGCUUACAUGAAAGGGACAGAGCUCUUCAGGAUCCCAUAUACUGCCUGUAGGGAUAUUCUACUGACAGAGAGAUAACAAAGCUGUUCUUAUGACUGUCGUUUUCAGUGUGCUUGGAGGACUGAUUGCCCAUUCGUUUGAGACAAAUGCUCUGCUCCUGAUAAUAGACAGAUAUUUGGCAGUAACAUAAAAACGAUUGAUUGCUAUGGACUGUGAUUUCUGAGUACAUUGUGAUGAGGAAGUGAGUUUUCCUUAACAAAGUAUAUUUUAAUUGCGAUAGCUUUGACUGCAAUUUUGUUUCCAUUGCAACAAAAUAAAAUUUUAAGCCUACCCAUUACAGCCUGAAAACUGAUGCAGAGUGAAAUCUGAAAAAAAUUCCAGUUCAACUGAAAAUACAGAUCCUUCUCUUUUUUUGAGGGGGGGUGUUAACCCAUUUUUAAUGCUAAAAGUUAUAAUUGCAUUUGUUAAAAAUGAAGCAUAAAUGUACUGCCCAC
Molecule: messenger RNA, 3843 nt
Organism: Protopterus annectens (West African lungfish)
Lineage: Eukaryota; Metazoa; Chordata; Ceratodontiformes; Protopteridae
Product: myosin light chain kinase, smooth muscle-like
Exons: 17
Coding region: 577-3309 (910 amino acids)
Biological process (GO): protein phosphorylation
Molecular function (GO): protein binding; ATP binding; protein kinase activity
Source: RefSeq, a predicted model, not a curated record